Plasmodium vinckei vinckei is the source of this 2424-nucleotide messenger RNA. Its product is annotated as exoribonuclease, putative. The record is from RefSeq and is a predicted model, not a curated record. NCBI's taxonomy places the organism in Eukaryota, Apicomplexa, Aconoidasida, Haemosporida, Plasmodiidae. Bases 1 to 2424 code for a protein of 807 amino acids. Gene Ontology annotation, cellular component: nucleus. The transcript has 2 exons. Gene Ontology annotation, molecular function: exonuclease activity; nucleic acid binding.
AUGAAAAAAAAAAGAAAGUUCUCAAAGCAUGGACACAAUGGGAAUAAAAACACAGGAGAUUCAAAAAAUGUAAAAAGAAAAAUAGAUGAAGAAGAAAUGAAUGGAAAAGAAGGAGAUAGUACAAAACUUCAAGUAUCAUUUUAUGGAAAUCGAAAUAUUUUACUUAAAGAUAUUCAAAAUUUUAUAAUAAACUUAAGAAUAAAUAAACAUAUUUUAAAAAAUAAUAUAUUUCAAAUAAAAAAUAAUGAAAAUAUAACAAAUUUAAUAAUUAUGGUUAUACCUAAUUUAUCUUGUACAUAUAUAAGAGAUAUAACAACAGAUAAUGUUUUUAGUAAAUUACAAAAAAAUAAUAACUUUAGAAAAAUUCAGUCUGAAGAAAAUUGUGUAAAAAGUACCUAUAGUAAUCUUAUUACUAAAAUGUUAAGCAUACCAAUAUUAAAAAAUAAUGAUAGAUCAGACAAUAAUAUGAAAUUUAAUAUAAAAGAUUUCUUAUUAACAAAAGAACAAAUGUUUUUAAAUAGAUACCCCAAUUCAGACUCUGUAGAUUAUAUUAAUUUCGAUCAUAUUGAAUAUCAAAAAAAGCAAAAACAAAUUUCUAACAUAAAAAAUUAUUUACUCUCCACUGCCAAUUCGGUAUGCAAUGCUAACACUGAACAAAACGAUGAACCCAAUUCAGCAGAUGCACUUGCCUCAAAUACCAAUACUACAUAUGACACUACUUCUAACACUAAUCAUGUACAAAAAAAAACCUUUACUAAUGAACAUAUAGAAAUGUAUGCUAACAUAUUAGAGAAACUCAUAAAGGUAUCUUCUUCUACCGUACUAAAUGAAGCAUCUAAACAAGAAGCAGAUUCAAACGAAAAAGUGAACCAGCAAAAUGGCGAAACAGAGCAAAGUGCUGAUGACAACUCAAAGAAUUUAAAGUACAAUGGAGAGGAUACAGAUAUUGUACGUGAUAAAGAGAAUGAUGAAACUGUAGAUGACAAUAUUAUAGAUGCAGAGAAUCAAGAAAAUAAAAUAGAACCUGCUCUUAAAACCGAAUCAAAUGAAAAUUGUGAUAUAAACAAUUUUGAAUUUGAUUUAGAUAAUAUUUUUAGUAUAGAUUGUGAAAUGUGUGAAACAUCAGGAGCACAUAGAGAACUUACAAAAGUUACAAUAGUCGAUGCAUAUAUGAAUAUAGUAUAUGAUUCAUAUGUUAUGCCUGAUAAUAAAAUAACAAAUUAUUUAACAUUAUAUUCAGGAAUAAAUGAAAACACAUUAAAAGGUGUUCAUACAAAAUUAUCAGAUGUACAAAAAGAACUUAAAAAUAUAUUUAAUAAUAAAUCAAUACUUGUUGGUCAUUCUUUAGAAAAUGAUUUACAUGCAUUAAAAAUCAAACAUGAUUAUAUUGUUGACACAUCAGUUAUAUAUUCUAAUAAUAAUUAUGGCUUUUUAAAGCCAUCUCUAUUUAAUCUUUCAAAAAAAUAUUUAAACAUUACUAUGGCAAGAGAAAAUGGACAUAACUCGAUCGACGAUGCGCGAAUAAGUAUGUUCCUCGCCCUGAAAAAGAUUAGUGAGUUCGACAACACCGAUUUCCAUUUCGGGUUCCACCCCCUCCCUUUAUUUAUGGAUAGAAAUAAUUAUGUAAAUAUGACAAGCAAUAUGAUUUGUGAAAAGGAUGUAAAUCGAAAAUAUGAUAAAAGUAUGUGUAUAUAUGACUCUAAAAAUAAAUAUAUUGAAGAAAAGAUUUCAAAACAUACAUUACGAAAUUGUUUUUAUUGUCGAUGUGAAAAUGAUGAAGAAUGUAUAGAAAAUCUUGUAAAUAAUAUAAAAAAUGAAAAUAAAAUAAAAAAUUAUAUAGUCAUAUUAAGAGAAUAUGAAAACUUAUGCAAUAAUAAAAUUUAUAAUUGUAUAAAAGAUUCGAAUAAUAAAUCUUUUAAUAUUGAAGAUAAUGAAAAACUGUUUGAUAUCCCAACAAGAGUUGAAACAAAUGAUAUAUUAAAUAAUCUAAGUAAAAAUAUAGAGCUUGUUUAUAAUAAUAUGAAAGAACAUGAUGUUUUAAUUUUACUAUCAUAUAGUAAUAACUAUUUAGCUACUGAAAAAGUUAAAGAUACUUUAAAUCUAGCAAAAGAAAUAUUUUAUUCAGAUAUAAUAAAUAUAGAAGAUAAAACAAAAUAUUUAAAUGAAAAAAUUAAAAAUAUUGAAAAAUAUAUUAAAAAUAAAAAAGAAAGUAUACAUAAUAUAGACAAAGAUACAUCCUAUUUAGAGUUUACCCAUUUAUUACAUACCUAUGAUUUACAUAUCCUUAAUUAUUUACAUCACCAUAAAAAUAGUGACAAAAAUGCAUAUAUAAUGAAUUCAAUCACAAGUUUGAAAAAUACCUUAUGCUUCAAUACGAAAAAGAAAAACUACAAUGGCUGGUUUUCCCUCCUUCUCAAGGGGUAG